CAAACUUCCACGCUAAGCAUGGGCGACGCUGCCACGUGGAAUAAUUGGUUGAGUCGAGUGAGUCCGCUCACCUUCGUCACCGCUGAAUGGAUGCCAUGAAGACAAGAAUUUUCUUCGGUCGAGGACAGCUUGUUGAACCCCUUGACAAGACGACAUCGACGAGAACGUAAGAUCGAGGAUUCAGGGCAGCAGACAGCCAUUCCAGUAGCUAGCUAUCAGUAUAGUAUUCCAACCAUGAAGCUUCAUGUGGCUCUAUUGAGUCUUUUGGCUCUGUCGGCCGACGCUUUCUCUCCCAGGCCCUUGGUUCCCAAGACAGUGACAAACAAGGAUGUGUCAUCCAAAUCUGAUGUUUGGAGGCCUCCAAUGAACAUGGUAGCGGGAGGCGCAGAAAAGGCAUACGGUCAAGAAUAUUAUGAAGGGGCACGCAUCGGACCACCUCCCGAUCUUCCAUCACUUCUCUUGCACAACCGAAUUGUGUACAUUGGUAUGCCUUUGGUCCCCGCUGUGACAGAGCUUGUGAUUGCUGAACUUUUGUACCUGAAUUAUGAAAGUACCUCUGAUCCCAUCACCAUGUACAUAAAUUCCAGUGGAACCACCACGGCAGGAGGUCAGGCUGUGGGUUUUGAAACUGAGGCGUUUGCCAUUGCGGAUGUCAUGAAAUAUGUUCGACCUCCCGUCCACACGGUGGCAUUGGGUCAAGCAUUUGGUGCCGCCGCCAUGCUUUUGUCACAGGGAAAGAGAGGAAAGCGUUUUGCGCUUCCAAAUGCCACAAUCCUUCUCAAUCAGCCUCGUUCUCAAGCACAAGGACAGGCCUCCGAUAUUGCCAUCAAGGCACGCGAGGUGGCAAACAACCGUAGAACUACCUGUGAAUUGAUUGCUUCUGCUUGUGGAAAGCCCGUCAGCACCGUUAUGGAAGAUUGCUCAAGAGUCAAGUACCUGCAACCAGAGGAGGCCGUGGAAUAUGGAUUGAUUGAUGAAGUUAUUGACAACAAAAAGUGGGCCAUGUCAAGCAAACCACCUUCAUUCAUGUCUCAGCUUUAAUAUAGUAAAAGGUACCCGAGGUUAAAUCGAAUCAAUCAAGAAAGAGUUGCUAAAACACAAUCAUCAAUG
Seminavis robusta is the source of this 1110-nucleotide messenger RNA. Lineage: Eukaryota; Bacillariophyta; Bacillariophyceae; Naviculales; Naviculaceae. The record is from the annotation of a GenBank genome assembly.